CUUCUGGGUAAUUUGUCUCACAGGAAGCACCAUGAGCUGCUAAACAAGUAGACAUCACAUGGCUUGGUAAAGGGUUGCUAAUAAAGAGGCGUUCAGUAUUGUAAAUACACUUUAUACUUCAGCAGGAAGAUUCACUCCACUGCAGGCUUCUUCAGUCAUGGAGGACAUCAGCACUGUGAAGUCCUGGUUUUCCAGCCCCGUUUACAGCCGCUACUGGCAGCACUACGAGCAAGCUAUGGCCUGGCACCAGAGACACAAGCGAGCCUACCGGAAGGCCUUGGAGGCUGCCUACGGCCACGCUUACAGCCAGGAGCAUCGUCCCAGCAGCCACCAGCAGCAGCAGCAACGCUACGCAGACUGGAACGCAGGGGAGGGCGACAGCGACGACGGGGACGAGGAGAGCAGCUCGGACAGCGAGAUCGAAUGUGAUGUCAGCAACAUGGAGAUCAGCGAGGAGCUUCGGCAGUACUUCGCCCAGACGGAGAAACACAGAGAGGAGCUGAAGAAGCAGCAGCAGAUGGAGGCCGAGCAGCACGAAAGCUACGUCCCGGCCGACCAGGACAUGCGCGGCGCCUCCUGGCGAAGCAGCGCAGCCCCUCCCGCGGAGCGACCCGGCGCGAGACGUGGGGCUGAGAUGAAGAAGCUAUUCGGCAAGGACGCGGCCAAGAUCAUGGCCAUGGAGGCGGCGAUGCAGCUCAAUUUCGACAGAAACUGUGACCUCAAACAGCCCAAGUACUGGCCCGUUAUCCCGCUGAAACUGUGAAGGCUGUAAACUGUUUUGAGUUGGAGGAAAUCCCUCCUCUGAUCUCUUGGUGAGACAGCAGCUUUGUCGCGUAAUGGAUUGUGGCUGUCGACGCUGCUGAUGUAGAACUAAUGGUGUGGGUUCGCUGAGGGUUACAAGUUAUUUUAAGCACAGAAAAAAGUUGCAUUAAUUAGCUGAGCUUCUGCUUAGCCGGGCGCGAAUGUCACUGACCUGUCAGCUGCUGCUCUAAAUGAAAACUUGUGAUUUUGAUGCUACACAUAUUGUUGUUUUUUUUACCGAAAGUUAUUUUUAACUCGAGCACUACGUUUUUUUUUGUCCUUCCACCGUUGUUUUUGCUAGAAUUCAGGACAAAAAACUGAAAAGCACCAAGAAUAAAAAAGAGUGUCAGCUGAUGUACAGUAACACUGCUCCUGUAGGUGAUGUAAAUAUAUUCAAACAACAUGUGCCUGCGUGUUUCCCCCUAAUCUCUCUCUGUUUACCCUCCAGCUCGGCGAUGUUACAUGCUGCAGUAGCUCCUCUUAUGCCUGUCAACUUAGUUUAACCACAAAAACAUUUUCAACCCCCGUUUCCUCUGUUUCAAAUUUAGAGGCGCUCCCGCAUGGCUGCGUCUGAUAUUCCACUUCUCAACAUACACGAAGAGUGAUUUGUUGUUGUUGCUUCUAAACCGCGCCUCUCUGAUUCUGACAUUUCAUCGGCUUCAAAGCCGCUCGUGUGGUUUCUCAGGAGGGACGUCGACUAUUCUCUUUUAUCUUGUGCCACCACCCAGCACCCUUUUUUUUUUUUAGACUGAAGGAUAUGUAUUUUAAUAUAAAUUCUGUUUAUAAUAAAGUCUGGAUUUGUCAGUGCUGAUUUCUUA
Sebastes umbrosus (honeycomb rockfish) is the source of this 1619-nucleotide messenger RNA. It is a transcript of the gene gemin8, whose product is annotated as gem (nuclear organelle) associated protein 8. Bases 158 to 763 code for a protein of 201 amino acids. The record is from RefSeq and is a predicted model, not a curated record. Lineage: Eukaryota; Metazoa; Chordata; Actinopteri; Perciformes; Sebastidae. Gene Ontology annotation, biological process: spliceosomal snRNP assembly. Gene Ontology annotation, cellular component: SMN complex. The transcript has 3 exons.